Papilio polytes (common Mormon) is the source of this 3208-nucleotide messenger RNA. RefSeq names its product serine/threonine-protein kinase tousled-like 2 (gene Tlk). The record is from RefSeq and is a predicted model, not a curated record. NCBI's taxonomy places the organism in Eukaryota, Metazoa, Arthropoda, Insecta, Lepidoptera, Papilionidae. Gene Ontology annotation, cellular component: nucleus. Gene Ontology annotation, biological process: intracellular signal transduction; chromosome segregation; peptidyl-serine phosphorylation. The transcript has 17 exons. The coding region runs from base 389 to 2749 and encodes 786 amino acids. Gene Ontology annotation, molecular function: ATP binding; protein serine/threonine kinase activity.
UAAAAAAAUUGUGUUGUUGUUGUUGUGUUUGGACUGAAUAGAAAUGUUUUUUCUCCAAAAUAUAUCAAAAAUAAAAUACAGUGUUUGAUACAGUUUAGAUGUUUAUUCUUCUUUUAUUUAUUUUUGAUACCAAGAUGACUUAAUAUUCAUAAACUAAAGUUACUUGUGUACUUUAAAUAUUUCGUCGCCAUUUUCGCACCUAUUGUCGGAAAACUUUUGGUUUUUAACGUUUUGUAUUAUUAGUUAAAUUACGUAAUUAAUGUCAUCAUAUUCGUUGUGAUUGAAAUUAAAGUGGAAAAACCUUACUCCAACUAGUGUUUAUCGUUUCAUUCGUUAGACGGUGGCUCCUGUUAAAGGAUUCAAUGGGGAACGCUUUAGACCCGUAGGCAUGACUGAGAAGGUUUUAUACCCAGGCGCUGGCGUCAAGAUGGAGCAGUUCCAGGCGGCGCUGGAUCCUCGCAAGCAGGAGUUACUGGAGGCUCGCUUCUUAGGCGCCAAGGUGAGCGCGGGGGAGAUACUAAUAGAAACUCAACGGGCGCACCAAUUCAGGACGAUGUCAGCUGGGUCACAAAUUCAGAUGGCACCACAAACUACUGUCAACACGGGGCAGCCACUACAUAACCAGGACUCCAAUAUGAGCACAGGGUCUUCACAUAGUGACAAAGAAAUUGAUGCUUUAACCCCCGAGAAGUCUGCCGCUAUGCGAGGCUCUACUGUAGGUCCUGGAAAUGCCCUUGUACCACCCAGUGGUGCUACACCCACCAUUGCUGUGCCUGAAAGAAAAAGGAAAAGAAAAGGUGAAGAAGGGGUGGGUGGCGGUGGAGGAGGAGGUGGAAAACAGAGACAUAAUACAUCUGAUAAAAAUAUACGGGAAUAUUUUUCCAAGCAUCCUUCAUCAAGCCCUGUUAGGCAUACGGGAGCAAAGUCUCCAUCACCUCAGGGAGCUAAUUAUCCUAUGUACCCACCGUCACCGUCACAAAUACUGUCUUCGGGAGCUGAAUUCUUUCGGCAACGCCCACACUCUUCUGUUAGACAGAUUCAAACAGAACUGACAUGUCAGAGGAUACAAGAGUUAGAAACUCAGGCGUCUUCUGAUUUAGAGCUAAGAAAUAGUAGAAUAGAAGAAUUAACAAGGAGUAAUGAAGAUUUGAAACAUCAGGUUCAAGCUCAGAGCAAGGUAAUAGAUCAACACAAAUCACACAUUAAUAAAUGUAUAGAAGUGGUAAAGAAAUUAUUAAAUGAGAAGAGUACUAUUGAAAAGAAGGAGGCUCGGCAGAGAUGUAUGCAGAAUAGAUUGAGGCUCGGACAAUUUGUUACCCAGCGUGUUGGGGCUACCUUCCAGGAGAAUUGGACUGAUGGAUAUGCAUUUCAAGAACUAACAAGGCGGCAAGAGGAGAUAACAGCAGAAAAGGAGGAAAUAGAUCGUCAGAAGAAGUUGUUACUGAAGAAGCGACGGAGCGAGCCGUCCAACAGCGAGGGCGGGGGGCGCGGCAAGCGCACCAGCAGCGUGUCCGCGCCCACCACGCCGCAGCCGCAGCCGCUGCACAACGGCACCGACGCACCCACCUUCCUCAAGCCUGACCCCCUGCCCAGCAUGACCUGGCAGGAGUACUACGAGGCUGAUGAGAUUCUUAAAUUAAGACAGAGUGCGCUUAAAAAAGAAGAUGCAGAUUUGCAGCUAGAGAUGGAGAAAUUGGAACGGGAAAGGAAUCUUCAUAUAAGAGAGUUGAAGCGAAUACACAAUGAGGAUCAGAGCAGAUUCUCUCAGCAUCCUGUCUUGUCUGAGAGGUUGUUGUGUGGUAGAUACCUGCUGCUGAUGCUGCUGGGCAAGGGCGGGUUCAGCGAGGUGCACAAGGCGUUCGACCUGCGCGAGCAGCGCUACACCGCCUGCAAGGUGCACCAGCUCAACAAGGACUGGAAGGAGGACAAGAAGGCCAACUAUAUCAAACAUGCACUACGGGAAUAUAACAUACAUAAAGCAUUAGACCAUCCGCGGAUUGUUAAAUUAUAUGAUGUGUUUGAAAUUGAUGGGAAUUCUUUUUGUACAGUUCUUGAGUAUUGUAACGGUCAUGAUCUCGAUUUCUAUCUCAAACAGCAUAAAACAAUCCCCGAGCGAGAAGCGCGCUCUAUCGUGAUGCAAGUGGUAUCCGCGUUGAAGUAUCUGAACGAGAUCAAGCCCCCCGUUAUCCACUACGACCUGAAGCCGGGCAACAUCCUGCUGACGGAGGGCAACGUCUGCGGAGAGAUCAAGAUCACAGACUUCGGCCUCUCCAAGGUCAUGGACGAGGAGAACUACAACCCGGACCAUGGCAUGGAUCUCACGAGUCAGGGCGCAGGCACUUAUUGGUACUUGCCGCCGGAGUGCUUCGUCGUAGGCAAGAACCCACCAAAGAUCAGUAGUAAGGUGGAUGUGUGGAGUGUCGGCGUCAUCUUCUACCAGUGCCUGUACGGCAAGAAGCCCUUCGGUCACAACCAGAGUCAGGCGACUAUUCUAGAAGAAAACACCAUUUUGAAGGCAACUGAGGUUCAGUUUGCCAACAAACCCACAGUCAGUAAUGAGGCUAAGAGUUUUAUCCGAGCGUGCCUUGCGUACCGCAAAGAGGAGCGCAUCGACGUGUUCGGUCUGGCGCGGCACGAGUACCUGCAGCCGCCGAUGCCGAAGCCGCGCGGCGCCGGCGCCCCCGCGGCGGCGGCGGCCGCGGCGCCCGCCUUCAACGCCGCCCUCUUCGGCGCCGGCUCCUCGUCCUAGCCGCGCCGCCGCCGCCCCCGCCACCCGGCGGCGCAGUGAUCGCGCCCCGCCCGCGCCGCGAGUGACGGCGGCGGCGCCCGCCCGUGCGCGGCCGCGGCCCUACCUGUACAUAGUGAACCCUACCGUGCAGUGACUGUGACAGUGCGUAGUGUCCUACUGGAGUGCGGCCAGUGCGGCCAGUGCGGCCAGCCUGCACCCGGAACUCGGCCAUUUUGAGCCUUAUCAACAUACUUUUUAGUUUUGAAACUUUGUCAGUUAUUAUCAAGAGUUGUAAAAUGACUAAAUAUCAUUUACAGAUUAAAUUGUUUAAGAAUUAUGCUUACUGUUGACUGUAUUUAUUGAGCAGGUGAUAAAAUGUGAUUGUCCAUUUGUGAAUGGUUUUGUCCUUUUAUCACUAGAGACCUUGGGAUUAUCCCUUGCAUAUUAUAUAAGUUAUCCCUAUUAAAAAAGUUAAAAGUA